Messenger RNA from Morchella importuna, 507 nucleotides. RefSeq lists its product as uncharacterized. The record is from RefSeq and is a predicted model, not a curated record. The coding region runs from base 1 to 507 and encodes 168 amino acids. NCBI's taxonomy places the organism in Eukaryota, Fungi, Ascomycota, Pezizomycetes, Pezizales, Morchellaceae. The transcript has 4 exons.
AUGGUGGAUGCGCAGGUGGAGUGCGCGGUAGGGGAAGGGGUUGAGUGUGGGAAAGUCGAUCGCUGUAACCUCGAAAUUUUAGUCUUAGAUCUUGCAGCUACGCGUCACCCCUGUCUAUCCGCUUGUGCGCGAAGUUCGGCAGCGGACCUCAAGGGUCUCCAGGGUCGCCAGGGUCUCUGUGAAGUUAACAACCACAACCACAACCACAAGAAAGGAAAAAAAAAAAAAAAAAAAAGAGUAAACACCAAACGCACAACCCCGUUUCAUCACGAAACGGCGGCUCUUCUUGCGGCUCAACCAACAUCUCAGCCGUUUUGGCGUACAGAAAGCCUACUUUCAUCCACCCCUUCCUUUAGGGACCUUCUCCGAUGGAAACACAGCCUUCACAAUGAGGUCAUGGCUAGUUGGGUCCGUUCCAAACAGCAGAAACACAUGUAUCGUGAGAUACUCUGCCCCGAUGCUGCACUCACGACAAGACAUGGAAGCCAUGCACUCAACCAAGGUUGA